UCGUGCAGCAUAACGCGAUAUCAAAGUUCAACAUUCAUUGAACUACUAAAAUAUAUGCUUCGAGCACUUUUUAAUAAUUGUGUUGUACUGAAAUUUUGUUAGGUAUCUAAAAUGGCUACUGCUAGUUCUCUUUCUCGUCUAUUUCUCGGGAAAAACUUAUGCGGUCGUGCUGCAACUAUCUCAAAUACUGGUUUCGUGAAGUUUUACAGUGUUGCACCCUCAUAUGAAAACAUCAAGAUUGAUGUUGUUGGGGCCAAGAAGAAUGUAGGCCUUAUCCAGUUGUACAGGCCUAAAGCACUGAAUGCGCUUUGCAAGCCCCUUUUCCAGGAACUCGGCAAAGCAGUAAAGGAUUUUGAUAGUGAUAGCACAAUUGCAGCUAUUAUAAUUACGGGCAAUGAGAAAGCUUUUGCAGCCGGUGCAGACAUUAAGGAAAUGCAGAACAAUACAUACAGUUCCAAUCAAAGGCAACACUUCCUCCAAGAGUGGGAGGACAUCAGCAAUUGCGGCAAACCAAUCAUCGCUGCCGUGAAUGGAUUCGCUCUUGGUGGUGGUUGCGAAUUAGCCAUGUUAUGCGACAUAAUCUACGCGGGCGAGAAGGCCAAGUUCGGGCAGCCCGAGAUCAAUAUCGGCACUAUCCCCGGCGCGGGCGGCACCCAGCGCCUGCCGCGAUACGUUGGCAAGUCCAAGGCUAUGGAGAUAGUGCUCACUGGCAACUUUAUAGACGCACAAGAAGCUGAGAAAAUGGGUCUGGUCAGCCGAGUGUUCCCAGUGGAGAAACUUCUUGAAGAGACUAUCAAACUAGCUGAGAGGAUCGGCACCCACUCGCCCCUGAUCGUGAAGAUGGCCAAGCAAUCUGUCAAUCAGGCAUACGAGACCACACUACGCGCCGGCUUACAGUACGAGAAGUCCAUGUUUUAUGGCACAUUUGCUACGGAGGACCGUAAGGAAGGGAUGACUGCCUUUAUUGAGAAGAGACCGCCUAACUUCAAAAACGAAUAAGUUUUUUUACACCGUUUUAUAGAGUCUAAGGAAAAGUGCAAUACUUUAUAUUCCACUUUUGUAUUGUUAUGUAUGAAUGGAUCAUGUUGUUAUAUUACAAAAAAUAUACAAUUUAUUAUUGA
This is a messenger RNA of Chilo suppressalis (striped riceborer), 1121 nucleotides long. The record is from the annotation of a GenBank genome assembly. NCBI's taxonomy places the organism in Eukaryota, Metazoa, Arthropoda, Insecta, Lepidoptera, Crambidae.